UACUUAUAAAGUAUAAAUUAUACAUAUAAUAUAUAACAUUAAAGAUCAAAUAUUUAACAUUAAAGUUUCUACUGUAAAUAAUCUGUAGGAUCACUAACUAAUGCACAAAAAAUGGCAGAAAAAGGAGAGACAAACAUAGAUAUAUCGUCUACUGAUGAAAAUAGUGACAUGAGAAAGAAGAAAAAAAAACCCAAACUGUUAUUGGACUGUAAUGAUCCUUCUUCAUCGUGCCCACGGUAUUCUGCUUCUGUUGAUGAUUCUGACAAUGGUAUGAAAUUAAUUACCAAUUCAAAAUCUCAUAGAUUAAAAGGAUUAUGGUCACCUUCUCCAAGUAAAAAGAAAUUUAAAUGUCAAUCAGACCCUCAAGGAUCAGUUAAAUAUUUUGAUGUGAAUAUAAAAAAGUCAGCAGUUCGAAAAAUUUCUUAUAGUGAUUCCGAUAGAAAUGAAAAUAUAGCUUCAGAAAUAACUACAGAAUCAUCAUUAGUGAAAAAUAUUGAAAAUAGUAGUAUUCAACCCAUGAACAUGGAAUUAAUUGAUUUGGAUAGACUAUUGAAUAAUGAUGAUGAUAUUAUUGAUUAUUCUAAUGAUUACAUCACUAUUGAUGCUAAUGAUAGCGGUGUACUUGCUCAAAAUAAAACGGCUGCAGCUGCAGUUACUUCUGUAACACUUUCAGAUGAACAAAGCUCCGCUGUUAAACAGUUGAUCAUGACAAAUGGAAAACGAGAAUUGGACGUUAACACAUCACUGAUAAAGCCUGGUUAG
Messenger RNA from Acyrthosiphon pisum (pea aphid), 762 nucleotides. RefSeq lists its product as uncharacterized. The transcript is spliced from 5 exons. The coding region runs from base 112 to 762 and encodes 216 amino acids. The record is from RefSeq and is a predicted model, not a curated record. Lineage: Eukaryota; Metazoa; Arthropoda; Insecta; Hemiptera; Aphididae.